This is a messenger RNA of Suillus paluster, 674 nucleotides long. RefSeq lists its product as uncharacterized. Lineage: Eukaryota; Fungi; Basidiomycota; Agaricomycetes; Boletales; Suillaceae. Gene Ontology annotation, biological process: poly(A)+ mRNA export from nucleus; regulation of transcription by RNA polymerase II; positive regulation of DNA-templated transcription. The coding region runs from base 216 to 512 and encodes 98 amino acids. Gene Ontology annotation, cellular component: DUBm complex; SAGA complex; nuclear pore. Gene Ontology annotation, molecular function: chromatin binding; transcription coactivator activity. The transcript is spliced from 4 exons. The record is from RefSeq and is a predicted model, not a curated record.
GCGCGUCUCUUCUCGCAGUUCGCACGACACACACCUUGUUUCAUGCUUGGGAUUGAAACGUUGCACAAAUUGCACCAGUCGUAGCAAAGGAGUUCGCAUCUGAAGUCCUCAAGCGCGCGCUGCGAUUUCCAGUGACAGUUAAAUCCCUUCACUUGGGUUUGGUGCUCAUGGUCGAAACCACACUCGAUUGAAACAGCAGGCAUUGAGGAACUGUCAUGUCUAAAUCGACCUCCGAGAUUGAUACGCUUUAUACAGAAGUUCACCGUCGAAUGAUUGAGAGUGGAGAGUGGGAUCGAAUAUUACAUCUCAUGUCCUCUAAGUUAUCUGAAAGCGGAUGGACAGAUGAUCUUCUGCACCGUGCCAAAGAGAACGGUAGGACUAUGGAUCCGGUUUCCCUUCAGACGAUUCUGCGGGAAUUGUCAUUGCAUGCGCAAACAAGCGUGCCUCUCUCCGUGAAACGAGAAAUCACGACUCUUAUCAAACAGUUCGUAAAGGAGCAAUUCGAGAAGUAGCCACUACACCCUCUCUACUUAUCUCAUGCGACACCGUCAUGUAACUAGUCCACAAUAAUUUGUCAAGGGAGCUAAAUGUGAAUGACUUCUGGGCUAUUGUCACCCUUGCAUUCGAAAGUUACGCAACCCGGCGUUUUCCUGCGGUAAGCGUGAUUGGAUUUC